AACUUCAAACAAAAUGGCGGUGAGAUUUCUGACAAUUCUAGUGCGUUUUACACAUUUUUAGAGAGUUUUUAUUGUACUUUAUGUGGGCUAAAAGUAGUAUUGGCAGUUUAUUGUCAUGGGUGAGGACGAGACUUGCUUCCUCUCUGCUUUUGAGGUCACGUAAAGCAAGUAUUUUGGUAUUUGGUGGAGUAUUAUUAUUCCUAAUAUGGAGUGCCUUAAAACUGUAUCCAUAUCAUAGACGGCAAGCCAGGCCAUCAGACAGACGGGGAUCAUAUUCUGCUCUGCCAUUUGAUGAAGUGUGCCUGGCCAACCAUCUUGCUAAGUGGGAUCAUGAUUUAGAUAAUGCUGAUGUCAUUAUUUCCCAUAGUCCUUUGCACAGUCAUGAAAGUCCUUAUAUUCCAUUUGUAGGAAAUGGUCAUCUUGGCAUUGCUGUCAAGAAGGACUCUUUUCUUCAACUUAAGGAAACAACAUUAAUGGAGGUACCUUAUAAACCUCUCAUUGAACCAACAGUCAGCAAUGGUCCUGCGCCUAAAGAAGCAAUUGUUAUCAACAUUCAAGAUGGAAUUGUGCAUCAUGUACAGAGUUUUUUAUGGUCAGGUAGUUGUAUUAUUCUAGAAAGUCAAGUCUAUGUCCAUAGAAGUCACUCUUCUCUUCUGGUACAACAUAUCAAAGUAAUCAAUCAUGCAGCUAUUUCAGCUGAGAUCAGUUUUAAAGAAAAAGACACUAAAGGUUGGGCUCAGUCUACAAUAAAUCAUGGCAGUUUGUCGCUGAAAUUAAAGAAAGUUAAAUAUGAUAUUCACCAAGGCAACAUUGCAUACCUUGAUGAAACACAUCCUGGUGUUAAUGUUACUAUAGUAGCACCACAGGUACCCCAAGCAUUGCCAGUUAAUGGCAGAAGUUCUGUGGAGCAUCAUCACAUAGCUGUAGUUCACUCAUCAAUCAACCUUUCAAAGUCACCUCACAAUGUCAUAGAAAUGAAGGUUCUUGAAGAACAGUCUAAGAAGGAUUUACAACAACUUCUGGAGAUGGAUUCUGGAAGACUCCUUUCUACCCAUAAGAAGACAUGGAAUGAACUUUGGAAGACUGGUAUUCAUGUGAAUCCUCGACAUGAUGCUGAUACCCCCCCUGGAAAUGAAGUAAAUGCCACUAUGUAUUAUGUACUGUCAACCUUCCCAUCGCCUGAUUAUGAUAUUAAUGGCAAGGCAAAGGAUGUGGAGGAGUUUGAAUCUCUUCUUCAUGCUCCUGAACACUGCUUUGGUGGGCCUCCAACAAUGCACUCAGCAUCGUUAUGGCCUAUACCAAGAACUGAGGCAGCAGUCUCUAGAAUGAUGUUGUCAUGGAAACAAGUGUUGACACAGAAUGGCUGCUCAUCACUCAUCAAAGCUGGUGCCACUGGUAUUGCACAAGCAAUGGCACUAAGUUUUGGAGGUCUUCAGUUUUCAGCUGGUUUGUUUGAGUUUGCUGCAAACCCUGCCUCCCUUCACACCAGUGUAACCUUCCGUCAUAUUCACCUCUAUAAAGAUGUAUAUAUCAAUGUAUCUGUGGUCAUUAAUGAUCACACUGGCCAUGCAGAGAAAUUGCUAAUCACAGCUAACUUAGGUAAUGGCAAAAGUCUAUAUGCUUGUGAAGCAGGAUGUCAGUUUGAACCAGUUGAACUUGGGAUGUCGCAGAUUGUAUUUCCAGUGCACAUGACUAAGCCUGUCACACCUAUUUUGUAUAUAUCAAAGAGUAAAAGUCAACUUCAGAAUAUCAAGAAGAAUGUUUUUAUCAAAGAUGCUCAUCAAGAGUCUUUGAGACAUCAUCACGUGUUUCAUCAUGUUGGUCUUCCCGCCAAGUUUUGGGUAUCCAUUGUAUUUUUAAUAGUAGCCUUUCAUUUGUAUCUAGUUAAGAUUAUAUACUAUGAAUGCUUUAAAGAGCCAGUUAGAUCAAAGAUUUACACUAGCUAACAAUGGUCGACUGUCAAAAAUACAACAAACACGCCUUUCAAGAAGACAUGCUUUGACAUAGAUAAAUAGAUAGCUUGCUAUUUGCGACAUUCCCUUUGACGCUUGCUCAAAAAGAGAUAGAGAAGUGCUACUGCCGGUGGGAGUCAAAGAUGAAAUGUACAUCUGUGUUAGGGCUGCAUAUGUGAAUGAAGUCUUAGCAAGAGUGCUCUUAUGUUUGACCAUUAGCGUCUAAAUUGUACUUCGCAAACUGGGCUGAUAGAGGUACUAAGAAAGUUACUGAAAGUUACUUAUGCUACAUAGGAAAGGGACUGGCGUGAACAGUUAUCACUAUUCAAGAAAGCUUUGAAAAAAAACUAGAAAUGCAAUAGCCAAGAUUGCAAGUUAGCAUGAAAAACGUUUUGCCAAAAUAGACGCCAUUUCCUGAACUACUUGUAUAAGCGUUAGAGAGUAUUAGAGUUGUAUAAUUGAGAACAAAAGAAUGAUAAUGAACAACAUUGUUUUUAUAUUUAAUUAAGAGUAAGGCACAGUCCUUUGCCUAGGGGGGUGGGGGUGGCUUAUUAAGCUAAUCAAUUGUAACUCAAAUUUUUGUUACAAAAUAAAUAAGAGAAUUUUAUGAA
Exaiptasia diaphana is the source of this 2563-nucleotide messenger RNA. RefSeq lists its product as uncharacterized. NCBI's taxonomy places the organism in Eukaryota, Metazoa, Cnidaria, Anthozoa, Actiniaria, Aiptasiidae. The coding region runs from base 81 to 1946 and encodes 621 amino acids. The record is from RefSeq and is a predicted model, not a curated record. The transcript is spliced from 15 exons.